AUGCUGGCACCUGUGGGCCAGUGCUUGGGGGGGGCUGUGGCCAGCAAGGCAGUGGCCAGUGUGAUGGUGGCUACCAGUAGCCCCAGCAGCAGGCAGGGAAGAGCCUGGCAGAGCAGCAGCGUGGUGGCCAUCCCUCAGAGCCUGGUGACCAUCCUGCAGAGCAGUCUGGUGGCCAUCCCGCGGGACAGCCCCGCCCCGGAAGUGGCUGUGGCGGCGCGCGGGCGGAAGGCGGAAGUGCGCGAGGGACCCGGGGGGGGGCGGGUGGGAGGUGGUGGUGGCGGCGGCGGUGGUGGUGACCGCGACCCCCCCCACCGACACCGGCUCCGCGCCCGGCGCGAUGGCGGUGACUUAGCCCCGGCCGGGGCCGACGGGACUGCGGCGAUGGAGCCGCCCCGGCCGCGGGAAGCGGGCGACGGAGGUGACAGCUCUGGUGGGAACCAGGACCCCCCCGGGGCUGCGGAGCCCAGCACCUCCUGGAAUGGGAGCUGCCGCCUGCCCGACACUGGCCCCGACGACGACGAGGAGGAAGAGGAAGAAGACAAUGACCACAAGAACCACAGCCGGCGCUUCCCGAGCUGCCGCUGCCGGGGGGAACCGGCCACCGGCCCCGAGCGGGACAGAUCCUGCAGCCUCGGCUGCCCCAGCCCGGCCAGCACUGCUGCGGGGCCACCGGCGGAGGACGGCGAGGAGGAUGGAGCUGGGAAGGGGACACGGAGGCCGCGGCGGCGGCAGCGACAUCGCUCUGCCCCAAAGGAGAAGGAGGAUGGCAGCCGGCGGCAGCGGCCGACACGGAAGCGGAGCCGCGGGGAUGGGGCGGAGGCGGUGGCCAGCGGCCGUGGGCCGGUAGCCCAGGCGCUGUCCCAGGCGCGCAGGUUGGCGGCUGAGGCCGGUGAGCGGCUCCUGUGCUCCCGUUGCCGCCUCGGUGCCGGCGGGCUGGGCUGGGCGCAGGCUGGCGUGCGGAGCUGGGGCCGGCGUGUGGGGCAGCGGGCGCGGAGCGGGUCCCUGCGGGCGGCCCGGUGGCUGCGCGGCGCGGCCGAGCUGCUGCUGCGGCUGCUCUGGAUGCUGGGCGCGCUGCUCCUGCUGCUCCUCAUGCUCCUGCUUGGCUGCCUGCGGCUCUGCUGGCGCCUCGGCACUGACGCACUGGCCGCCGGCACCGAGCGGCUCAGCCGGAGCCAGCGCGUGGCACAGCUCCUGGCGCUCCUGGACGCAGCCGCGCUCCGCAGGACGUGGGAGCGGCUCAGGGAGAGCCCCGGGGGCCACCGGCUCAGAGACUGGCUGCGACGAGCCCCGCCAUGGGCGGCCGAGGCGGCUGCAAUGGGCGAUACCGUGGCCACCGACUCGCGGGAGGAGGUUGCCCGCUUGCUGGCUCUGGCGGAGAUGCCGGAAGAGGAGCUGAACCCCUUCCAAGUGCUCGGCGUGGAGGCAACGGCGUCGGACGCGGAGCUGCGGAAGUCCUAUCGCCGACUCGCCGUGCUGGUCCACCCGGAUAAGAACGAGCACCCGAGGGCGGAGGCGGCGUUCAAGGUGCUGCGGGCGGCCUGGGACGUGGUCAGCAGCCCUGAGAGGAGGAGGGAAUACGAGAUGAAGCAGAUGGCGGAGAGCGAGCUGUCGCGCUCCAUGGGCGCCUUCCUGAGCCGCCUGCAGGACGACCUGAGGGAGGCCAUGAACACCAUGGGCUGCAGCAAGUGCCAGGGCAAGCACAGGAGGGUCGAGGUGUCCCGGGACCCGCUGCGCGCCCGGUACUGCGGCGAGUGCGCGGCGCUGCACCCCGCCGAGGAGGGCGACUUCUGGGCCGAGUCCAGUCUGCUGGGGCUGCGCAUCACCUACUUCGCCCGCAUGGACGGCAAAGUCUACGACAUCACUGAGUGGGCCGGGUGCCAGCGCGUGGGCAUCGCGCCGGACACGCACCGCGUUCCCUACCACAUCUCCUUCGGCUCCCGCGGUGCCGGACCGGCCGGCCGGCAGAGAAGCGCCUCCAAAGGUGCCCCCCCCUCGGCAGCUGACUUGCAGGAAUUCUUCAGCCGCGUCUUCCAGGGGCGCCCGGGGGGGACGAUGCCGGGAGGGUCCUUCCCGACGCCCCCCACCACCCCCGGGGACGUCCCCCGCACCGAGGGCGCCGGCCCCAAGGCCGAGGGGCGACCCCGCAGGCGGAAGAGGCCGCGGCGGCCGCUGCAGCGCUGAGGACCCCCUUCCCAGCGCCAAAGGGCUCCCAAUAAAAUCUAUUUUUC
Molecule: messenger RNA, 2228 nt
Organism: Cuculus canorus (common cuckoo)
Lineage: Eukaryota; Metazoa; Chordata; Aves; Cuculiformes; Cuculidae
Gene: DNAJC14
Product: DnaJ heat shock protein family (Hsp40) member C14
Exons: 8
Coding region: 1-2181 (726 amino acids)
Molecular function (GO): dopamine receptor binding
Source: RefSeq, a predicted model, not a curated record